Molecule: messenger RNA, 1248 nt
Organism: Symbiodinium natans
Lineage: Eukaryota; Dinophyceae; Suessiales; Symbiodiniaceae
Source: the annotation of a GenBank genome assembly
AUGGACCUGGAUGGCCUGCUGUCCGCGAAGCCCGUGGCAGACCUGGACCCGGCGGUUCGCUCCUUCCUGGCCCAAUCGUUAGCCGAGGCCGAGGCUGCUGAUGUGCCGGAAGUGUUGGCUCCCUUCCUGUCCGACGCCGGGCUGGGUGGCGAGGAGGAGGCGAAGGCCCUCUGCGAGCGCUUUGCGCUCGCCUCUAAGGAUUCGGCGCCCGCUGCCGCGCCCUCCGGCGGGUACUUGCCAGCACAGGCGCUUGGGUCGCUGUGCCCAAAACCUGUGGCGUCUAUGGAUGUCCAGGAGGAGAAGCCGGCUCUGCAGCCUCUUGGAGAAGCGCACGUGCCCGCCGAGAAGCCGGGCGCCGGCGCAGGCCGGAGAGGGGGUGGUGCUGCCGCGCGGCGUGCCGCCCAGGCUGCGGCGGAGGCUGCCUUGGCCCCAGGUGCAGUGCUCGAGUUCGUCUCUGAGGCGGCUGCUGAUGGUGCGGAAGUGGCCAAGGCCUUCAAGAGCUGCGUGGAGCUCCGCGCCUGGAUGCAAGAGGCAUCUGAGCAUGCUGCCGUGCUGGCUGCUUCCUUCCAGGCCUACGCAGAGGACCAGCAACCCGAUGCCCUGGAGGCCUGGUCCGCCCUCCUCUUGAACUGCAUGGAGGAAGCUGGCGUGGCCGCCUGCCUUGCUGAAGACGAGAGCUUAUCCGCAGUCGCGCAGAAGGCCAGUGUCCAGCUUGUGAAGCAUGGGCUCCUGCGAGUCAGGCGGAAGAUCUCCGAAGUGGGCGAUCCCGUGUGGGCCUUCUUGCCCGAGGACCAGGAGUGGCAUCCUGCCGUGGUGGAUGCGAUUCUGCCCAGUGGGCGAUUGAAGCUGAUCUUCAUCGAGUACGGCAAGCCACAGGAGGCCGAGGAAGAGGAGGUGCGAGCCUUGGCGGAAGUGGCGGACGAGGGCGACGCCGGCGAGGGUGAGUGCCAGAUGUGCGAGCGGGAUCUGAAGCUGACGUUCCACCACUUGAUUCCUAAAGACAAGCACCCGACUUACCUUGGCAAGCGCUUGCCAAACGGCAUAGAGGGUGAACCAACCCGAUCCUUCUUGAACACCUAUGGCUUGAUGAUCUGCCGCCAGUGCCACAACACGGUGCACAGCAUUGCAAGCAAUGAAGUCCUGGCUCUCGAGUACAACACCCUCGCAAAGUUGAUGGUGCAUCCUGUCAUCCAACGCUGGGUUGACUUUGCGAAGAACCGAAAGGCGAGCAGCGGAAAGUCACGCUGA